AUUAUUUAUCUCUCUAUAAAGGAGGUUUUUGCCUUCCAUAUCAGUUGGACAUGAACAUACAGGUGAAGGCCCAUCCAUUCCUGUCCAGGAUGCUAGGUUAGACACUGGUUUGGUAGAAAAUUAAAAGGUGUAUUUCAAGCUCAUUCUGUGCUCAUUAGGAUUACUUACCUCCACAAGAGAGGACAAUUAUGUUGUUCUCUUUAUUUGGGCUCUGCAUCAGGAAAUCAUUUUAUAAAUACUAUCACAUGACUUAUUCCCUCCAUGUUUAAGAUUCCCUAAAUCAUACAAGCUAAUGUCAAAAUCAAGAUUCAAACUUUUCCAUACUAAAACUGUUCAAAGACUCCUUGCAAAAUACGCAUGUUAACUUAUACUUGGAAGUGCAAACAGUUUCACAGUCUCAAUGCAAUUAGUCUUAUUGUUCUUUGUUUCUGUUAUUACCUUAUUAUGUUCAUAAAAAUGGAUAAAUGGCACAGAAACAGGCAGAUUGUGACUUCGGGAUUCAUUCAUGCGUGUGUUAAGAAGGAGCAGCUUGAACAUUACAAAUGCAGUGGUGGGUUUUGAAGAGCUCUAGCAGCAACAGAAAUCUAUUUGAUGUUCGACAAGCAAACCACUUGGGUGGUACCAUCAUAGAUAGUGAAAUAUUCACAAAGUAUCAUGGGAAUAGGUGCCUUACUGCAUCAGGGGCAAAGACUGUUAUGAUUAAUGUAGUCAGGGGACUAAUUCCAUUGCAUCUAUAGAUUAAAAAUAUCACUCGGUAUAGCUAUGAGAGCAAAAGCUAGAGAGGUGGUUGUGUGUAUAUAUGUAUCUGUAUAAUGGUUUCAUUGGGCUAAUUUUUGGGCCUAAUUUCCUUCCCUUUCUUCUACAUGGGGAAAAGUUGGAAGUAAAGUAUUCCCAGACAUACUCAACUGGUUAAAGAACAAAUGAAUAGCUUUUUAAAACAAUUUAUAAUGUAAUAUAAGUUAGAAAAUCAAGCAAGAAGUAAUCCAAUGCAUUGGAUUAAUGUUUAGUAUGAAUAUUAACAUAACAUUCUUAAAAUACACCACAGUGGAGUAAGACCACCAGGACAGCUAAAAUCCAUUUUGAAAAACUCUAACCGGCAUAAUUCAGAAGCUGGUAAGAGACUUACAGGAACAUCACCAUGGUGUGUGAAUGUGGAUAAUGUCAGCUCUACCUCCUCUGUGAAGGGAGAAUCGGGAAGAAAAUUCCAUAUAAUACCUAAGAAGAUCCAAAAUAUUUUUAGAAAAUCUGGAGUUUAUGUGUCUUCUCGGGUAGACCCAAUUCUUGAAGUAUGGGAAGAAAAUACAUCUGCAACAGUAAUCCCCACUGAUGAUGAAAAAUAUAAAACAGAUAAUUUCUAUGCGGUGUCUUCUGAGCAUAGAAAUUCUAUUCCUAAGGCUACUGCUGAUCGUGAAGCUUCCACCUCUACUGCUGACAGCCUGGAUGCUGCCGAGCCUGACCCAACAAAUUCUACAAAUGCUACUGACUGUCUGGCUGCUCUUGAGCAUGAGCUGACUAAUUCCAACAACACUGCUGACUGUCUGGCUGACCUUGAGCCUGAUCCGACGAUUUCUACCAAUGCCGCUGACUUUCAGGCUGCUGUUGCACCAGAGCCAACUAUGUCCACCCACCCUGCUGACUGUCUGCCUGAUGUGGAACCAGAGCCAACUAUGUCCACCCACCCUGCUGACACUCUGGCUGCUCUUGAGCCUGAGCUGACUACUUUCAACAACACUGCUGACUGUCUGGCUGACCUUGAGCCUGAGCCAAACAUGUCCACCCACCCUGCUGACAGUCUGCCUGAUGUGGAACCAGAGCCAACUAUGUCCACCCACCCUGCUGACACUCUGGCUGCUCUUGAGCCUGAGCUGACCAAUUUCAACAACACUGCUGACUGUCUGGCUGACCUUGAGCCUGAUCCGACUAUUUCUACCAAUGCCGCUGACUUUCAGGCUGCUGUUGCACCAGAGCCAACUAUGUCCACCUACCCUGCUGACUGUCUGCCAGAUGUGGAACCAGAGCCAACUAUGUCCACCCACCCUGCUGACACUCUGGCUGAUCUUGAGCCUGAGCUGACUAAUUCCAACAACACUGCUGACUGUCUGGCUGACCUUGAGCCUGAUCCGACGAUUUCUACCAAUGCCGCUGACUUUCAGGCUGCUGUUGCACCAGAGCCUGCUAUGUCCACCUACCCUGCUGACUGUCUGCCAGAUGUGGAACCAGAGCCAACUAUGUCCACCCACCCUGCUGACACUCUGGCUGCUCUUGAGCCUGAGCUGACUAAUUCCAACAACACUGCUGACUGUCUGGCUGACCUUGAGCCUGAUCCGACGAUUUCUACCAAUGCCGCUGACUUUCAGGCUGCUGUUGCACCAGAGCCAACUAUGUCCACCCACCCUGCUGACUGUCUGCCUGAUGUGGAACCAGAGCCAACUAUGUCCACCCACCCUGCUGACACUCUGGCUGCUCUUGAGCCUGAGCUGACUACUUUCAACAACACUGCUGACUGUCUGGCUGACCUUGAGCCUGAGCCAAACAUGUCCACCCACCCUGCUGACAGUCUGCCUGAUGUGGAACCAGAGCCAACUAUGUCCACCCACCCUGCUGACACUCUGGCUGCUCUUGAGCCUGAGCUGACCAAUUUCAACAACACUGCUGACUGUCUGGCUGACCUUGAGCCUGAUCCGACUAUUUCUACCAAUGCCGCUGACUUUCAGGCUGCUGUUGCACCAGAGCCAACUAUGUCCACCCACCCUGCUGACUGUCUGCCUGAUGUGGAACCAGAGCCAACUAUGUCCACCCACCCUGCUGACACUCUGGCUGCUCUUGAGCCUGAGCUGACUAAUUCCAACAACACUGCUGACUGUCUGGCUGACCUUGAGCCUGAUCCGACGAUUUCUACCAAUGCCGCUGACUUUCAGGCUGCUGUUGCACCAGAGCCUGCUAUGUCCACCAACCCUGCUGACAGUAUGGCAGCUGUUGAGCCUGAGCCGACUAUGUCCACCCACCCUGCUGACAUUCUGACUGCUGAUGAGCCUGAACAUAAUAAUUCUACCAAAGCUGCUGACUGUCGGGCUGACCUUGAGCCUGAGCCAAACAUGUCCACCCACCCUGCUGACAGUCUGCCUGAUGUGGAACCAGAGCCAACUAUGUCCACCCACCCUGCUGACACUCUGGCUGCUCUUGAGCCUGAGCUGACCAAUUUCAACAACACUGCUGAAUGUCUGGCUGACCUUGAGCCUGAUCCGACUAUUUCUACCAAUGCCGCUGACUUUCAGACUGCUGUUGCACCAGAGCCAACUAUGUCCACCCACCCUGCUGACUGUCUGCCUGAUAUGGAACCAGAGCCAACUAUGUCCACCCACCCUGCUGACACUCUGGCUGAUCUUGAGCCUGAGCUGACUAAUUCCAACAACACUGCUGACUAUCUGGCUGACCUUGAGCCUGAUCCGACGAUUUCUACCAAUGCCGCUGACUUUCAGGCUGCUGUUGCACCAGAGCCUGCUAUGUCCACCUACCCUGCUGACUGUCUGCCAGAUGUGGAACCAGAGCCAACUAUGUCCACCCACCCUGCUGACACUCUGGCUGCUCUUGAGCCUGAGCUGACUAAUUCCAACAACACUGCUGACUGUCUGGCUGACCUUGAGCCUGAUCCGACGAUUUCUACCAAUGCCGCUGACUUUCAGGCUGCUGUUGCACCAGAGCCUGCUAUGUCCACCAACCCUGCUGACAGUAUGGCAGCUGUUGAGCCUGAGCCGACUAUGUCCACCCACCCUGCUGACAUUCUGACUGCUGAUGAGCCUGAACAUAAUAAUUCUACCAAAGCUGCUGACUGUCUGGCUGACCUUGAGCCUGAGCCAAACAUGUCCACCCACCCUGCUGACAGUCUGCCUGAUGUGGAACCAGAGCCAACUAUGUCCACCCACCCUGCUGACACUCUGGCUGCUCUUGAGCCUGAGCUGACUAAUUUCAACAACACUGCUGACUGUCUGGCUGACCUUGAGCCUGAUCCGACUAUUUCUACCAAUGCCGCUGACUUUCAGACUGCUGUUGCACCAGAGCCAACUAUGUCCACCCACCCUGCUGACUGUCUGCCUGAUGUGGAACCAGAGCCAACUAUGUCCACCCACCCUGCUGACACUCUGGCUGCUCUUGAGCCUGAGCUGACUAAUUCCAACAACACUGCUGACUGUCUGGCUGACCUUGAGCCUGAUCCGACUAUUUCUACCAAUGCCGCUGACUGUCGGGCUGCUGUUGCACCAGAGCCCGCUAUGUCCACCAACCCUGCUGACAGUAUGGCAGCUGUUGAGCCUGAGCCGACUAUGUCCACCCACCCUGCUGACAUUCUGACUGCUGACGAGCCUGAACAUAAUACUUCUACCAAAGCUGCUGACUGUCGGGCUGACCUUGAGCCUGAGCGAAACAUGUCCACCCACCCUGCUGACAGUCUGCCUGAUGUGGAACCAGAGCCAACUAUGUCCACCUACCCUGCUGACACUCUGGCUGCUCUUGAGCCUGAGCUGACCAAUUUCAACAACACUGCUGACUGUCUGGCUGACCUUGAGCCUGAUCCGACUAUUUCUACCAAUGCCGCUGACUUUCAGGCUGCUGUUGAACCAGAGCCAACUAUGUCCACCUACCCUGCUGACUGUCUGCCAGAUGUGGAACCAGAGCCAACUAUGUCCACCCACCCUGCUGACACUCUGGCUGCUCUUGAGCCUGAGCUGACUAAUUUCAACAACACUGCUGACUGUCUGGCUGACCUUGAGCCUGAUCUGACUAUUUCUACCAAUGCCGCUGACUGUCGGGCUGCUGUUGCACCAGAGCCCGCUAUGUCCACCAACCCUGCUGACAGUAUGGCAGCUGUUGAGCCUGAGCCGACUAUGUCCACCCACCCUGCUGACAUUCUGACUGCUGACGAGCCUGCACAUAAUACUUCUACCAAAGGUGCUGACUGUCUGGCUGACCUUGAGCCUGAGCCAAACAUGUCCACCCACCCUGCUGACAGUCUGCCUGAUGUGGAACCAGAGCCAACUAUGUCCAAUCACCCUGCUGACACACUGGCUGCUCUUGAGCCUGAGUCGACUAAAUCCUCCAAUGCUGCUGACUGUCUGGCCUAUGUUGAGCCAGAGCCAGCUAUGUCCACCCACCAUGCCAACAGUCUGGCUGCUCUUGAGCAUGAGCUGUCUCAUGCCAACAAAGAUGCUGACUGUCUGGCUUCUCUCAAGGCUGAGCUGAUUAAUUCCACCAAUGCUACUGAUUGUCUGGCUUCUGUUGGGACUGAGACAACCAUGUCCACCCAGCCUACUGACAAUUUGGCAGCUGUUGAGCCUGAACAUAAUUCCACCAAUACUGCUGACGGUAAGGACUCUGUUGAACAAGAGCCAUCUAAGCCCACCUACCGUGCCGACAGCCUGGCUGCUCUUGAGCAUGAGCUGACUAAUUCCAACAACACUGCUGACUGUCUGGCUUCUCAGAAGGCUGAGUCAAUUGAUUCUACCAAUGCUACUGAUUGUUUGGCUUCUGUUGGGACUGAGACAACUAUGUCCACCCACCCGGCUGACAAUAUGGCUACUGAUGAGCUUGAGGCUACACAUUCCACCAAUGCUGCUUACUUUCUGGCGGCUCUUGAGCCCCAGUCGACUAAUUCCUCCAAUGCUGCUGAUAUUCUGGCUUCUGUUGGGUCUGAGACAACCAUGUCUACCCACCUUGCUGAUAUUCCUAUUGCUCAUGAGCCUCACUAUAAUGAUUCUACCAAUGCUGCUGACAGUCUGGACUCCGUUGAGCCAGAGCCAGCUAUGUCCACCCACCGUGCCGACAGUCUGGCUGCUCUUGAGCAUUAG
Molecule: messenger RNA, 5840 nt
Organism: Rattus norvegicus (Norway rat)
Lineage: Eukaryota; Metazoa; Chordata; Mammalia; Rodentia; Muridae
Source: RefSeq, a predicted model, not a curated record